AUGGCACCCAUUUCCAUCCCCACCACCGCGCGACUGCCCUCCUCCUUACGCGUCGACCCCUCCAACCCAGCCGUCUUCAAGAUCCUCAAUCGGCUGUCGCGCGCUUCACUCCUCACCCUCGCACUCGACUGGCUCGACGAGCGCAACCUCGCCCUAGCGGCUCCCUACCUCCGCCAACCCUCCUCCUCCGAAUACGAUGACGACGAUAACGAUGACGAAGACGAAUAUGCCGACGACUUCCACCCGCCCGCGCGCUCGCUCGAAGCGUUGCAGGAGCUUUACACAAGUUUACAAUCGCGCAAGGGAUCCAAGAGGGAGGUGAUUGACAGGAUUAUUGAGGGGGACUGGCGCCAUGGCCUGACGCUGUAUCAGCUUGCUAUGGCAGAUAUUCAGUACCUUUAUGAUCACCCGACGUCGCAGAAGUGGGCGGCAUAUCGGAUCAUGCCCUUGAAACCAUUAUCCACGAACGAAGAAGAGGAGGACCAACAGCCGGAAGUCGACAAAGAAUCGCUCGUUAUCCCGCGGUUUCACCCUUCUACGUUUCUCAAGAACCUCCAAGCGCAGGUACCGCCGGACGUCAAGGCGCAUUACAACUUUGACCGCCACCGGACUUUACCUCUGUCGAUCCUGCGUAUUUUCAUCCUCGACUCCCCUUACAACACCAGCCUCGGUCUCCAGUCCGGCUCUUCCAAAACCGGCCGCAAAGCAGCAACAACCACCUUUGACACCUCCCGCACCGUCUACAUCGCCUUUCCCGACGCCUCUCCCUACAUCUACAUCUCCAAACCUCAACUCCUCUCCGGCUUCGCCCCUGCCGCCGGCCCUUCCUCGGCAGCCACGAAGACCACAGGGAUCAACACCACAGCCGGCGAAGCCAAAUCCCUCCAGCACUUACUGCUGGUCGGCAUCCCCGCCGCUUUAUCCCGUCCCCGCCAGCGCUUUUGCUUGAAGCCAACCAGCUUAGCGACGCGCAACCUGAAUGAACUCUUGGACCGCCGCGGCGGCGCAAAUACCAGGCAAGGAGCAGCGGGUGGGGGGUGGAGUAUCUACGCUGAUGAGAUGCGCGACAAGGGAAAGGGGAAAAGAGGCAACAGGGAGACGCCGCUUGAUACGGUGCUGCCUUCGCCUCCGCUUUCUGAAGAGGAGGAGGGGGGGGGUGACAAGGAGGAACAUAACGGAGCUGCUGGGAGAAAGAAGAAGAGGUUGGAGCCGCCGUUGUUGUUGCCUGGCGCAAGAAGGGAAGAGAGGGAGAAGAAAAGGAGAAAACUGGUGGCUAAAGCGAGGUUCGCCGAGACUGCACGGGUGGGAGACGGGAAAGCAGAAGCGGCAGGGAAAGAAAGAGAAGAAUGGCGACCAAACGUCAAACUAACCUUCCACGGCUCGCACGUCUUUGCCGGCAUCAGACAACUAGUUGAGGCGGGGAUUGUCGAUGGAGAGAGAAUGCCGGGGUGGUUGACUGGGGAAGAGGGUGUUACUGUUGGAAAGGUUAGGGAGGGGAGGAUUAGGGGGAAUAAAGGAAGUGGUCUUUGAUUUCCAUCCCUUGGGAGGGUGCAGUGGUUUGAAAGAUGGAAAUAACACAGAGGCUGAGGGAGGUAAAGUUGGGCAAGGCAAGGCAAGAUCGAACAGGGUUAGGGUUAUGAAAAGGGGGUUUGUGUUUGUGUUACACUACAUGGAUGUGUCCGGGUACAGUAGCAGUAGCAGUAGCAGUGGCGUUUGGCGUUGGGAAUAGCAUCCCGUCCUU
Molecule: messenger RNA, 1741 nt
Organism: Neurospora tetrasperma FGSC 2508
Lineage: Eukaryota; Fungi; Ascomycota; Sordariomycetes; Sordariales; Sordariaceae
Exons: 2
Coding region: 1-1530 (509 amino acids)
Biological process (GO): CENP-A containing chromatin assembly; chromosome segregation
Source: RefSeq, a predicted model, not a curated record